AUGGCGGAAAAAAUGGAAAAAAGCUCAAACGAGAAGAAAAGUGGCAUGAUGCUUAAACCGCGUAAAAAAGAAAAGAAAGAGAAAAACAAGAGAGAAGUAGUAGACAAGAAGGUUGAGAUUGUGGAACAGAAUUGUCCGGAGGCCAACAAAAAGGAGAACGUGGAAAAUAAUGAAACUGUGAAGGAAGUAACCAAAAAAAAGGAAGCUGUCGGGACGCAGUCUGCUGCUGGAUCGAAACGCAGACCAAACAUCGCGUUUUUGAAGCAGCAGGCUGAGAUGAUGAGAAAGCAGGAAGAGGAGAUGAAAAUGAAGAAAGAGGCACUAAGACAAAAAGAAAUGGAGGAAACACGAAAGCAGAAGGAGAAGGAAGAGAAAUUAAAGGAAGAACAGAGAAUGAAAGCCGCGGAAAAGAAAGAAGCAGAUGCUAAACCGGAAGGUGUGAAAAAUGACAAGAAAACGGUGGAAGAGCUGCUAAAAAAUCUGAAUUUAGGAAACUUGAGAAUAAGAAAAAUUGAGCGAACGGUCUCAGGGGACAAGAACGAGGUCGCAAAGCCGGCUAAAAAAGAGUACAAGAAGGACUUCUUCUAUAAAGCACCGAUCGUCUGUAUUCUUGGACAUGUUGAUACGGGUAAGACGAAAAUUCUGGAUAAAUUGAGAGAAAGCAAUGUGCAAGGAGGUGAAGCAGGUGGAAUCACGCAACAGAUCGGAGCUACAUUCUUUCCGUAUUCAGAGCUGGUGAACAAAACAAACACUAAGUUUGAUUUUGAUAAUGAUGUACCAGGUUUACUUGUAAUCGAUACACCGGGUCACGAAACCUUCUCAAAUCUUAGGAGUAGAGGCUCAUCCAUGUGUGACUUUGCAAUUUUGGUUGUUGACGUGCUGCAUGCACUCGAGAAACAAACACUGGAGAGUAUCGAACUGCUGAAAUUGCGAAAGACACCUUUUCUGAUAGCACUCAACAAAAUUGACAGGGUAUAUCAGUGGAAGAGUGAGGCAGACGGGUUCCAUCAUUUUGACCUGCAAAGACAAUCAGCUGUCACCAAGACCGAGUUUACCGAUAAACUGAACCAUAUAAUACUUAAGUUCGCAGAGAUGGGACUAAACACUCGGUUGUUCUACGAAAACCCUGAUGAACGUAAGUUUAUAAAUAUCAUACCUACGAGUGCGAUUACAGGAGAAGGCCUGAGCGACCUGGUCAAGAAGAUCAUAGAGCUGUCUUCCAAAUACAUGAAGAAUAAGAUCACGUUUAAAGAUAAGAUGGAAGCAACCGUUCUCGAAGUGAAAAACGUGGAAGGUAUCGGAAUAACGGUGGAUGCAAUUGUUUCAAACGGCUCGUUGAGUGAAAAUGACCGCAUUGUGUUGUGCGGUCUGGAUGGCCCUAUCGUGACAAAUGUGCGUUCGCUUCUUGUGCCCGAGCCACUCAAAGAGCUGCGAAUAAAAAGCGUCUAUAAGAACAUAAAAUGCGUCAAGGCGUCACUUGGUAUAAAAAUUGUGGCCAACGAUUUGGAGCGGACAAUUGCUGGAAGCAGGAUUUUGAGAGUUAGGGAUUACGGGGACGAGGAAGAUGCCAAGCAGCAGGUAAUGGAGGACAUUAAGGAGCUUGCAAAUUUGGAGAAGAUAGGCAUUCAUCUGCAGGCAUCAAGUUUAGGUAGUCUUGAGGCGCUUAUAGCCCUGGUAAAAAAUGAAAAUAUCCCCGUAGCAAGUGUUGGCAUUGGAAAGAACCUGAGUCGAAAGGAUAUCCUUAAAAUGAAGGCGAUCAAGGAGAAAGACGUCAAUGUGGGUAUAAUGCUGUGUUUUGAUACAAAAAUAGACAAAGAAAUGAUGGAUUUGGCCGAGUCGCAGCACAUAAAAAUUUUUGAGGCACAAAUAAUCUACAACCUGAUCGACAAGUACAAGGAAUACACCGAAAAGUUGAUCUCUAUGAACAAGAAGAAGAACAUGGCUGAGCUGGUAUAUCCCUGCAAAUUGCAAAUAAUACCUGAAUAUAUUUUUACCAAGAGGAGUCCUCUUAUUCUUGGCAUAGAGAUAAUUGAGGGUAAGCUCAAGAUCAACAUGCCGCUGUUCGUAAAGCAUGAGGACGAGAUCAUUCAGGUCGGAAAGGUCACGUCAAUGAUCAUGGAAAAAAAAAGCGUAGAGGUGGCAGACAAGGGCGGUAAGCUAAGUAUCAAAAUAGAAACAACGGAUGCGCCCAAGUUAAUAGGACGAGAUAUCAAAGUCACUGAUCUAAUGUACUCUACGUUGACACGCCGGUCAAUAGACGUUUUGAAAGAAUUUUACAAAGACGAGAUAACAGACGAUGCGUGGCGACUAGUGAUGGAGAUCAAACAAUUUCUCGGUAUUAUUUGAUAUAGAAGACAAUGUUUUCAUUAAAUAUCCUCU
Vavraia culicis subsp. floridensis is the source of this 2379-nucleotide messenger RNA. Its product is annotated as translation initiation factor aIF-2. Gene Ontology annotation, molecular function: GTPase activity; GTP binding; translation initiation factor activity. The record is from RefSeq and is a predicted model, not a curated record. NCBI's taxonomy places the organism in Eukaryota, Fungi, Microsporidia, Pleistophoridae. The transcript has a single exon. Bases 1 to 2346 code for a protein of 781 amino acids.